Zonotrichia leucophrys gambelii is the source of this 2221-nucleotide messenger RNA. RefSeq names its product ankyrin repeat domain 42 (gene ANKRD42). Bases 181 to 1752 code for a protein of 523 amino acids. Gene Ontology annotation, molecular function: protein binding. Gene Ontology annotation, cellular component: nucleus. NCBI's taxonomy places the organism in Eukaryota, Metazoa, Chordata, Aves, Passeriformes, Passerellidae. The record is from RefSeq and is a predicted model, not a curated record. The transcript has 14 exons.
GCCGACCCCUGAGCUGCGAGGGGCGGCCAUGCCCCGCUCCGGCCGGCAGAGGAACUGAGGCACUAAUACCUUGAGACCUUCAGUUUUAUGCUUUCUUGACUUCCUAAACAGCAGCCCAAUUCUUCAGGACUUCCAGCAGUGUGAAAUGUAAUCAGUGUGUUGGUGCAUUUUGGUACUGGAAUGAUGACUACUGCAGAAGUUGUCAAGAAGAAGGAAAAUUACACUAGUGUGCAUGAAGCAGUGAAAGCUGGGGAUGUAGAACAGCUUGCAUCGAUGAUAAAAAGUGGAGCCAGCAUUAAUGAGGUGGAUGUAGUUCACAAAUUCACACCCUUGCAGUGUGCUGCCCACUCGGGAAGUCUGGAGUGCCUGCAGUGGCUGCUGUGGCACGGCGCUGACCCCGCACGUGUGACCGUGAGAGGCUGGAGCGCGGCUCACCUGGCGGCCAUCCGCGGGCAGGACGCCUGCAUGCAGGCGCUGUUAGUGAGCGGAGCGGACGCCGCAGCUCGGGACGAGCGCGGCUGCACGGCCGCGCACCUGGCUGCGGCCCACGGGCACUCGUACACGCUGCAGAGCCUGCUGCGCACCGGGGCGGAUGUAAAUGUUUCAGACAGGAAUGAGUGGAAACCUGUUCAUUAUGCUGCUUUUCACGGUCGCUUGGGGUGUUUGCAGCUUCUUGUUCGAUGGGGAGCGUGUGUAGAUGAUGUGGAUAACAAUGGAAACCUUCCAGCACAUCUGGCAGCAGUGGAAGGACACUUGCAUUGCUUUAAGUUCUUGCUCAGGAAAAUGGCCAGUGUUACACACACUCUGAAAGCCAGGAAUGACCACGGAGAGACUCCAAGGGACUUGGCUGAACGGUUCUACAAAGAUAACAUUCUGCAAUAUAUUGAUGGUGUGGAAAAAGAGGAGGAACAUCCAGAGACACAGGAAGUUUUAGCUUUCCCAGCUCAUGAUGCUGCGUUUAGUGGGGACUUGUUAGUGGUUAGAAGCCUAGUGAGAAGUGGAGUAAUCAACAUUAAUGAGCGGGACGAUAAGGGAUCCACUCUCCUGCACAAAGCUGCUGAACAGGGGCAUAUCCAUUGCUUACAGUGGUUGGUUGAAAUGGGAGCUGACUGUGACAUUACCAAUGACGCUGGAGAGACUCCAAAGGAUGUAGCCAAGAGAUUUGGCCAUCUGGCAGCUGUGGAACUGUUGACACCAAGAACUGGAAACAGUAACUCUAGUGAUGAAGAACUAGAUGCAAACAACAUCAAGUUUUUUGAAACACAUGGUGUGGAAGGGAGUACAGAUAGCAAAGAAGAUUUAACCCUGGAUAAAGCAGAGAAAAGGAAUGCACGUGUAAGGGCCUAUCACAAGAUUAAAGAACUUCAGAGACUUCUAGAAAUUGCCUACAGCAACUACAGACAGCUGGGGGGAGUAACUGAAGAGGAGAAGAAGAUGAGAAAAGAAGAAAGGAAAUUUGAGAAGGCUGUGAGGGAGCUGGAGGCGCAGCUGGAGUAUGAGCGAGUCAGGCGGGAGAAGCUGGAGAGCCAGCUGGAUGAUUACCGUGCUGAGAUAAAGCAGCUCCGAGAGGCCCGGGGCAAAACCCGCAUCGCCUCCGUGGAAGCUGAGACAAUGGCCAAGUCUUGCAAAGACGAAAAUAAAGAAGCAGUCAGCCUGCAGCCCAGGAGGAGUGCGACUACACUGAGGAACGAACCUCCACGGAGGGGCAGCAGACUGGAGAAGAAAUCAGCUGCAAACAGAUGGAGGAAUUAACAACUGUAGAGCAGAGCCUCCUAACCCUCCCGGAUUGCUGCAGGUGUGACAGAACAAUUCCAGAAGCCAAUGGCUUGUCUCAGCAGUGCUGAGAUGGGAGGCCCAAUGCAGCAGCCUGAGGAGCCACGUUUCCAGGGACACAUCCCAACAACUAUGCUGGAUACCUCAGAGCACCACAGGCUACAGGGACUUGUGCUACUGUCCCCCAGCUCCUGGAAACUGCACUGCAGGAGAGCUGGCUGCACAAGGCUCAUGUUAGACAUCCCAGAUUUCCCAUGGAACCAAAAUGACAAUGAAUUUGAAAAUGAGCUGUCAAACAUGACAGCACUCCUGAAACCUGACAAGUCGUCUUUUGGAUUUGUUACACUGCUGUUUCAAUUAUUGUUAGAAUAAAGCUAAUUACAUUUGCCUUUCAAUUUAUUCUUCCAAAUAAAAUGCAUUACUCUUUUUAUCCAGCUCCUACACAAUA